UUGAAGUGAAAAGAAAUCGGCGGAAAAGUAACUUUUACCGAAGAACUUGGUAUGAAUAAGUCUAAGUGCUAUCUGCGAUCAUGGCUCUAUGCUAUCGGACGAACGUGCUUUUCCCCAGUAUUGUAAACUGAUGUUUGGUAAAUAUUUGUCCACAUUUUCAAAAAUGAAUUUAAAAUCGAACGCAUCCUCUUCUGGCUAUUUUCAUUUGCGUACUUGUAAUCCUGGAUUUGCAUGUUAAUGUAAUCGAAAUCGAUAACACGCCAGGAUUAACUUCUUUCUUCAUCUCCUGCCAGAAAGGAAAGAGAAUGGUGUUAAUGCCACUUUUGAUGUUUACAACUUGAAUGUUCUUUUUGAAGACUGUAAGAUGCCUAGAAAAAGAGCGUUCUUCCAACUUUUGUUGAUCUUGCAUCAUUUACCACUUUCAUCUCCUGCAGGUUGUGCCAUUGCCUACUACAAAUUUCCUUCCUCGACAACGUCAGGAGUUUUUGCAACUUACACUAUGAAAACGAACGAAGAGUGUGGGGAGUUAUGUACGAGCCAGGCCAACUGUAAAGGCUAUGGCCACAACAGUGUGACAUUAGCUUGUUACGUGUCUGCUAAUGACGACCCCACCCCUGAUACCUAUUCCUGGAGCUUCUACGCAAAAAUGUGUCUCAAAGAUUUAUUAGCCUUAUUACCGACAACUGAAGAAAUAACUACAGCGGAAAUGGUUACCACCAACCCAACAACAAUACGACUCACAACAAUAGUUACAACAGAGGAUACAACAACUGUUCCUCUCUCAACAGUUUAUGCUUCAACAAUAGUCCACCUGAUCACAACAGAACACACGACAGAACAAACAAGUAUACAGACAACGGAACAAACCACUGAACAGACAACGGAACAAACCACUGAACAGACAACAGAACAAACAACUAUACAGACAACGGAACAGACAACUGCACAAACAACGGAACAAACAACUAUACAGACAACGGAACAAACAACUGAACAGACAACUAUACCGACAACGGAACGAACCACUGCACAAAAAACUAUACAGAAAACGGAACAAACAACGAAACAAACCACUAAACAGUCAACUGAACAAACAACAGCUAUACAAACUACGGAACAAACGACAGCUAUACAAACCACGAAACAAACCACAUCUUUACAAACAACUACAUCAACAACCACAGGUCCUGACUUCAUAUCUUCUUACUGCACUUGCACCUGUGAGGAAUCUGAUUUGACGGUUUCUGAACGCAUAGAGGAGAGAAGACAAGAUCUACAAUUAAGUGUUCGUGAGUUGUCGGCCUUUAAAAAAAAGCUAAUAUGUGCACCUGACUUCCGUCCCUCAGCAAACAGUAUCGGCUCCAUUGGAGUGUUUAUUCUUGUGAUAUGGGGUGUUUUGUUUGCAUUCCCAGACAUUAUUAGAGCAGUACACGUAAUUCGAAGAUUUGUUAAAAAGAGAAGAUCGUAAAUGUGUUAAUCUGUAUUCAGUUUCUUUGAUGUGAUGGACAUUCAUCAGGGAGUAAAAUCAUAAACGACAGUAGAGAUACACUGAUAUUAAUUCCUGUUUAUUAAGAAUGAAUUCAACGUACCAGGUAAUAUCAUUGAGCGAUAUCUACCUGUAUUUGCUUUGAGUAUGAAUGAUACUUUAUUAGUGACAGUCAAAUCAUUAUGUUGACCAUUUUAGCAGCAGAAUUUUUUUUUAUAUAUUUUGUAUUUAAGUUUUUUUUCUUCAAAAAAUUUGUGAACCCCACUCAAUUGCAUCCUUUUUAUAAACAAAUUGAUCAAACACAUUUGAUGAUUAUUGAUAUGAAUUGUUUUAUAUGGAUUUGGAAAUAUAAAAAAUAGCAAUGAUACAUUCGUGUAAAGGAUAUGAACAACAAAUUAUUUAUUAAUAUCGACAAUAAUUAUUUGUUGUCAGUCACACAAAUAUAUCAACUUUAGAUAAAUAUUUCCCCGGAACUACACGUUGAAAGGUUUUUUAUAUAAAAAAAAUAGUUUACACAAGUGCUGUUUAGUGUUUUUAUGUAGAUUAAGUCUGUAAAUAUUUUAUUUCAUUCAGAUAAUACUAGCAUACAAUUUGAAUGCGUAUGCUUUCAAUAAUUUCAAAGAAUGUAAAAAUAACAAAAAAUUCAUAAAGGCCCUUUAACACUGCACACUGUGUUUGGGUAAGUUUUGAGUAAUCUAAACAAUCUGCCUUUUUCCAUGUUCAAUAGAAAAAAUCUCUUAUAUACAUACGGUGCAUGUUAUAAUCCGUACUUUGUUUUUAUUAUCAUUAUUAACUUAGUCUAUCGGUGAUGUUUAGAUAAUUGUUUAUAAAAAUUAAUCUUAUUGUUCAUAAAUAUGUACACAAUGCAGUUAGAAAAUUUUAUGGAAAAUGAGAUCAUACAAAUUUGAAUGAAUUAGUCUAAAGGCAAAACUUAUGUAAGAUUACAUAUAUUAGCUGUUCUGUCGUCAGUUAAGUUAUAUAUCUUUGAUUACCAUUAUGAUAACUGGGUAAAAGUAGUUCAAAACUAAAUGUAGAAUAUGUGUGGUCCUCCAUUUAAUAAUUUUAUCAGUUAAAACGUCAAACUCGAAACAAACAGUAGACAAGUAAUGCCUCACAGGAAAGAAACAGAUCGUUUAUAAUGAUAAAGGGUGGUAAAGUUUACUAGAGAUCACCGAAUUGAUGGAACUGAAAGCAAACACAAUUAAAACAACAAAUAUAUAUUCUUAUUAUGAGGCUCAUAUCGACAGAUUAUCAAAUCAACUAAUUUUGAGCACAUUGAUUACUUUGAUAUUUGAAUAUUCUCAGAUGGUCUGAAGCUAGGAAACAUUAAAAGAAGACUUUUAAAGAAUACAUUUCUUUAAUUAGUAAUAUUGUCAAAUGGUACAAAAUUCUGAAAACAAAACUGCUAAUCGUUUAAAAUCGUUUCCCCAUCGGAAAUGAUACACAUGCGUUUUGAUUGAUGGUAUUAUAACUUGCACAUUUGAUCAUUCCAAUUUGUGAUGUACAAAAUUUACAGCUUUCAUGAACGGUUAAGUGAUGAGGGAUUUGUAUUUUUUUAACGAUAAAACUAAGAUAAGCAGGUUGUUUGUGAUGCAUUUCUUCAUCAUCAAAAUGUUUUUGUAAAGACACUUAACAACUAAGUUGUGUCUUCAGCACCCUAUAGCUAGUACAUGUUGUAUAAGUGAUCACAAAUCAUAUUAAUGAACUUAUGUUUUAAUAAGCAUAUUAUCAUAAUAUAAUAAUGUUACUUGGUCAUUUUAAAAGUGUUAA
This is a messenger RNA of Magallana angulata, 3256 nucleotides long. RefSeq lists its product as uncharacterized. The record is from RefSeq and is a predicted model, not a curated record. Lineage: Eukaryota; Metazoa; Mollusca; Bivalvia; Ostreida; Ostreidae. Bases 365 to 1468 code for a protein of 367 amino acids. The transcript has 4 exons.